AUGGCGACAGCAGCGGAAGCAGCCAUGCCACCUCAAGUUGCAAACGUGGCGCCGCAUGUCAAGCCUCAGGAGUUAUCAUUCCCUCUUCCAAAGGCAUUGCAUACUACUGCACACAUCCAGCUUACCGUACUGGACACAUGCGCGAUGGUAUUCCUGGCUACGUCAACACCGGGUGACUCGGCGGGGUCCGUGAAACCGAUGGGAAGCUUCAUUUACGCCAUGCCGGAUCGUACCAACACUCGCAACACCAUAUCCACAACUCUAUACAAUAUCCCCGGAAGCGUUGAAUACACAACCCGGAUAGCCAAGAUCCUCGCUCGUCGCAUGAAAAUCCCUGUCUACGUGGGUUCUAGCAUCGAUCCAACAGCGCUAGGGCUGCUGGUAGAGGAGGAGAUGGAGGGCUUAACGAAGAUUGUGGAUGCAAUCAUGAAGCGGUGGGAAGAGUCCCAGAAAUGA
This is a messenger RNA of Aspergillus alliaceus, 456 nucleotides long. Its product is annotated as proteasome assembly chaperone 4 family protein. Gene Ontology annotation, biological process: proteasome assembly. The record is from RefSeq and is a predicted model, not a curated record. The coding region runs from base 1 to 456 and encodes 151 amino acids. The transcript is spliced from 2 exons. NCBI's taxonomy places the organism in Eukaryota, Fungi, Ascomycota, Eurotiomycetes, Eurotiales, Aspergillaceae.